This is a messenger RNA of Corticium candelabrum, 2606 nucleotides long. Its product is annotated as 2-oxoglutarate dehydrogenase complex component E1-like. Gene Ontology annotation, cellular component: oxoglutarate dehydrogenase complex; mitochondrion. Gene Ontology annotation, biological process: tricarboxylic acid cycle. The transcript is spliced from 26 exons. Lineage: Eukaryota; Metazoa; Porifera; Homoscleromorpha; Homosclerophorida; Plakinidae. Gene Ontology annotation, molecular function: oxoglutarate dehydrogenase (succinyl-transferring) activity; thiamine pyrophosphate binding. The record is from RefSeq and is a predicted model, not a curated record. Bases 62 to 2449 code for a protein of 795 amino acids.
UCCUAUCGUACUUAUUAUACUUGGACAUGGGUGUGACUGAAAGAAAAUCUAUUGUGAACACAUGGGAAUUGAGUUUAUGUUUAUUAACAACAAGGAUCAAUGUGACUGGAUUAGAAGGGAGUUUGAGUAUCCCGAAUCUGACAUUCUAACUAGAGAUGAGAAGCGAACUCUAAUGGCUAGAUUGAUUAGAUCAACAAAGUUUGAAGAGUUUUUGGCAAAGAAGUGGGUCUCUGAGAAGAGAUUUGGCUUGGAAGGAUGCGAGGUUCUUAUUCCUGCUCUGAAAUCUAUCAUUGAUCAUUCUAGCAAGCUUGGAGUGGACAGCUUUAUUCUAGGCAUGCCGCACCGAGGUCGCUUGAAUGUACUAGCUAAUGUUGCUCGGCAGCCACUUGAAGAAAUCUUUAGUCAGUUUGAUCCCACUCUUGAACCAGGGGAAGAAGGAUCUGGUGAUGUCAAGUAUCAUUUGGGAAUGUGUCGAAGCAGAUACAAUCGAGUGUCAGAGCGUGAUGUCAAGCUAUCAGUGGUUGCUAAUCCAUCUCACUUGGAAGCUGUUGACCCAGUAGUUCAGGGGAAAACUAGAGCUGAGCAAUUUUACAGUAGUGACAAGGAAGGGAGCCGGACAAUGAGCAUACUGUUGCAUGGCGAUGCUGCUUUUGCUGGUCAAGGUGUUGUGUAUGAGACGUUUCAUUUGAGUGAUUUGCCCCACUACACAACACAUGGUACAAUUCACAUCGUUGUGAACAAUCAGAUUGGCUUUACAACUGAUCCACGUGUAGCUCGAUCUUCUCCUUACUGUACGGAUGUGGCAAAGGUAGUGAAUGCACCAAUUUUUCAUGUGAAUGCGGAUGAAGUUGAGGCUGUGAUGAAAGUGUGCCAUGUGGCAUCUCGGUGGCGCAAAGAAUAUCAUAAAGAUGUUGUCAUAGACUUGGUCUGUUAUCGACGGAAUGGGCACAAUGAGUCAGAUGAACCAAAACUCACACAGCCACUUAUGUACCAGAAAAUAGAAAAACAUCGAAAAAGUCUUGAUGUCUACAAGGACAAAUUAUUGGCAGCAGGCAUAGUGUCUGAAGAAGAAUAUCAAGAAGAAGUUGCCAAGUAUGAGAAAAUAUGUGAAGAUAGUUUUCAGACAGCUAGACAUACUCCAUCGAAUAAAGUAGAGCAUUGGCUAGACUCACCAUGGGAAGGCUUUAGUAUUACUCAACCAGAAUUGAAACCAUUGCGAUCUACAGGAGUGGAGGAAUCCGUGUUGACUCGUAUUGGUCAGGCAAUGAGCUGUGAACCUGGUGAUGACUUUACAUUACAUGGAGGAAUAAAGCGAGUUCUCAAGCAUCGCCAGGAGAUGAUUGAUUUUCGUCGAGUAGACUGGGCAUUAGGUGAAGGCAUGGCUUUUGGUUCUUUACUGAAGGAUGGUGUCCAUGUUAGGCUGAGUGGGCAGGAUGUUGAAAGAGGAACCUUCAGCCAUCGACAUCAUUUAUUACAUGAUCAGAAAAAAGACACAAUUACACACAAUCCGUUUGAGCAUCUUUUUUACCCUGAUCAAGCUGCUUACACUGUAUGCAAUAGUUCUUUGUCAGAGUAUGCCGUGCUGGGAUUUGAAUUGGGCUUUAGUCAUGCUAGUCCUCAGUCUUUGGUGUGUUGGGAAGCUCAGUUUGGAGAUUUCAACAACACGGCUCAGUGCAUAAUUGACCAGUUUCUUAGCUGUGGACAAGACAAGUGGAUUAGACAGAAUGGGCUUGUGGUUUUACUGCCGCAUGGUUAUGAGGGCAUGGGACCAGAACAUUCCAGUGCACGGCUAGAGAGAUUUCUUCAAAUGUCAAACGAUGAUGCAGAAAUAUUUCCCCCCUUGAAUGAUCAGUUUGAGGUGAAGCAACUGAAAGAGGCAAAUUGGAUUGUUUCCAACUGUACAACUCCAGCUAACUACUUUCACGUUCUUCGCAGGCAACUAGCAUUUCCUUUUCGGAAACCUUUGAUUAUCAUGACUCCCAAGAGUUUGUUGCGAUUACCAGAAGCCAGAUCAUCUUUUGAUGAUAUGACACCAGGUACAUUUUUCAAGAGAGUAAUUCCAGAUGGCAGCAUACCUUGUGAUGAUGAUGUGAAGAAGCUCUUGUUUUGUUCAGGGAAAGUAUACUAUGAACUUUUGAAGGCUAAGAAGACAAGAGGGCAUGGAUCCCACAUUGCUAUUGUCAGAGUUGAACAGUUGUCUCCAUUUCCUUUUGAUCUGGUGAUCCUAGAGGCUAAGAAGUAUCCUAACGCAGAUAUUGUGUGGGCACAAGAAGAACCAAAGAAUAUGGGAGCUUGGACAUACGUGCAGCCUCGUCUAGCUACUGCACUUGCUGGGACACGACGUGUCACGUACGCUGGGAGACCUCCGUCUGCAGCCACAGCUACUGGCAAUAAGAAGCAUCAUUUGGAAGAGCAGAAGCGACUGAUAGACUUAGCGUUGUCUAUUUGAUCUUCUACUUUACUUGUUGACAGCAGUAUUCAGAAGACAAUUUUGUCGGCCUGAGAACUUAUUGGAUUGUUUGCGUACAUUUCAGGUUUUACCUUAGGUAUAAGAUGGACAAAGUUGUCAUGCCAACAUCUAUACACUUAUACUCUUAUAUAAAGGA